Austrofundulus limnaeus is the source of this 3228-nucleotide messenger RNA. RefSeq names its product RNA binding motif protein 15B (gene rbm15b). NCBI's taxonomy places the organism in Eukaryota, Metazoa, Chordata, Actinopteri, Cyprinodontiformes, Rivulidae. Bases 211 to 2712 code for a protein of 833 amino acids. The transcript has a single exon. Gene Ontology annotation, molecular function: RNA binding. The record is from RefSeq and is a predicted model, not a curated record.
GUCCUCUGGGAAAGCGCACAUUCCUAUUGUCCAAGAUGGCGGCGCUGCGGCAGCUCCUCUGAUGCUGUGUUUGUUUUUAAAUUAUUUUAACCUUUAUUCACCGUAAAUGUGCCAAAAAUCCCCGGCCGCCGUGGAACCGUGUCUCUACCGAAGCCGUCCAGAUCCCCGCUGCUGGCACCGACAAGUUUCAGCUCCAUCCUCCGGUGAAAGAUGAAGCGGCAGGCCGGGAGGGAGAGCAGCCCGUCCAGGGCCAUCGCUAAGCGGAUACGGGAGCGGGAGCGGGAGAGCGCCCGCAGAGAGGAGCUGCCUCCCCCGCCGCUGGCGCUGCUGCUGGCCGAGAGCCGGAGCUACCACCGCCGGAGCCGCAGCAGGGAACGGGAGAAGCCCCGGCUCCGGGAGGAGCGCGCGGCCGCCCUGGAGCUCCACCACCGACACGAGCUGAGCCUCCUCGGCCGCCCGCCGCUCCGGACCACCGCGGCGGAGCUGCCCGCCGCCAGACCGGGCACGGUGGAGUACAAGACGCUGCUCAUCAGCAACCUGGGCUCGCAGGUGUCGGACGAGGACGUGGAGGACGCCCUGUUCCACGAGUUUAAAAAGUUCGGGGACGUCAGCGUGAAGCUGUCCCACACCCCGGAGCUCGGACGGAUCGCCUACGUCAACUUCCGCCACCCGGAGGACGCCAAGGAGGCCCGGCACGCCAAGUCCUCCAGGCUGGUCCUGGGGGACCGCCAGCUGAAGGUAGAGCCCAUGUACGUGAGGAGGCGGAGCGUCACCCCGCCUGACGUGGGUUUCCUGCCCCUGCACGCCCCCUACCCGUACCGGCAGCGCUCCCUGUCCCCGCCCGUCCCGGGGGUCAGCAACCUCCGGGAGCUGCGAGCCAGACACUUCGCCCUGGAGAGCCUGGCCCUGAGCCGGGACCGGGAGAGGCUGCUGGACUACUACGGCAUGCUGGACGAGCGGGGCCGGCCCUACGGCCUCCCCGUCAUGCCGGUGGUGGAGGACCUGAAGCCCGAGGACGACCAGCGGGCCACCAGCAACCUGUUCAUCGGGAACCUGGACGGGAACGUGACGGAGGCGGCCCUUCGGAGGGGCUUCGACAAGUAUGGCGUCAUCGAGGACGUGGUGAUCAAACGUCCUGCGCGUGGACAGGGCGGGGCUUACGCCUUCGUCAAGUUCCAGAACCUGGACAUGGCCCACCGAGCCAAGGUGGCCAUGCAGGGCCGGCCCAUCGGAGGGAACCCCAUAAAGAUCGGCUACGGCAAGGCCAACCCCACCACCCGGCUCUGGGUGGGGGGUCUGGGACCCGGGAACUCCCUGGCCGCCCUGGCCCGGGAGUUCGAUCGCUUCGGGAGCAUCAGGAACAUAGACUACGUGAAGGGGGACAACUUCGCCUACAUCCAGUACGAGAGUCUGGACGCCGCUCAGGCCGCCUGCACCCAGAUGAGGGGCUUUCCUCUGGGGGGUCCGGAGCACCGGCUCAGGGUGGACUUUGCUAAAGUGGAGGAGAGCCCCUCCCGGCCCUUCCCUCCAGGCUACCAGCCCCCCGUGGUGCUCCCCUCUCAUUACGAGCUCCUGGGGGAGGCGUACAGCCGCCAUCGCAGCCUGGAGCGGGAGCUGAGGGGGGCCAGGGACCGCAGCCCGCCCCCUCACAGCCUCCUGUCCCUCAGAGACCGGGACCGGGCCCUGUUGGAGGCAGAUUUCCCCAGCAGCCCCACCCGGACCCUGGAGCGCCGGCCCGCAGGGGUGGAGGCGUUCGGGAGGAGGGGGGUCCGGAGCCGCAGCAGGAGCAGGGAGCGCUGGCUGAAGGAGCGGGAGGAGAGGAGGAGGAGGAGGAGCCGGAGCGCGUCCCCCGACAGGCAGUCCGAGGACAAGGACAGAGGCAGGUCCAAGGUCCGAGGUCCAGGAGGAGCCGUCUCCCCCGAGGCCAGUCCGGACCGAGCUCGGGUCCGAGCCCCCGACUCCACCACAGAACCGCGAGACCACUCCCCCGACGGCGGGGGCACGGCGCGCCACUCCGGCACCACCGAAGAAGAGCUGCCGUCGGGCCACCACCACAAGCGGUCCUCCAGCGCCCACCUGAACAACCACCACCACCACCGGAGCGGCGAGGGGGCGGUCCCUGGCUCCCCCGCCGGCGCCGCCCCGCCCACAGACACCUCCUUGUGUCCGAGCACGCUGUCGGAGUUCGCCCAGAGCGCGCUGUCCAAGCUGUGGCGCGGCUUCUUCGCCCUGAAGAACAGCAGCUUCCCCACGGACCUGUACCUGCUGGAGGGCGGGGCCUCCUUCUUCAGCGCCGUCAUGAAGCUGCACAACCAGAACCAGAACCAGAACCAGCCCAGCCAGCUGAAGAUUGCCCAGCGCCUGCGCAUGGACCAGGCCCGGCUGGAGGAGGUGCUGCGCCGCGUCAAGCUGGGCCGGCCCGACGGCUUCGCCAUCCUGCUGGCCCUGCAGGGCCCCGUGGACCGGCAGGCCCCGGGCCCCGAGCCGGGCCUGCAGGUGCGCCUGCUGCGUCACCUGGUCACGUACCUGCGCAACAAGGAGGCGGCCGGCGUGGUCAGCCUGCCCGCCGCCAAGGAGGGCGGGCCGGGGGCCAUGCUGUACGCCUUCCCCCCCGGGGAGUUCUCUCAGCAGUUCCUGCAGGAGGCCCGGAGGACUGUGGGGGGGCUGGAGGAGGAGCACAUGGUGGUGGUGAUCGUUAACGACACUAACUGAAGCACUCGUUGGUUUUAGUCCCGGUCUGGGUCCGGUCAGUCACACUACACGCUUCGCUCCAGGUCAGAACCCCCCUGUGGGUCGGGUCUGGAGGGUUCCAGGGGUCCCACAGCUCCUGGAGGGUCACACUACAGCCAGCAGGACUCUUUACUGAGGCCGUGCUGUCAUCAGCACCGCUUCACUGUCAACAAGCUGACCCCCCACUGCAGGGUCUGGGACGGUUCCACCAGUGCUCACUGUUUGGACCAGUUUGGACCAGUUUGGACCAGUUUGGACCAGUUUGGAUCCGCUGCACUUCAGAAACCAGACUCAGCUGUUCUACACUAAAAACUCUUUCUUCCAGUUUCACCUGUUUUUGAGUCUGAGUGGAUCAGAGCUCAGUGCUGGGGGGUCAGGAGGAGACGGACUGUGGGAGAAAUGUUGUUCCAGCAGGAACUGGAUCAGAACUGUUCCGAUUGGAUCUGAAUGUUCAUAAUUUGAAUUUAAUUCAUUGGUUUGAAAAUGAAUUUUACUAAA